AUGCUAACCAAUAUAUGUUCCGGCGAUCAGGGCUCAGAAUACACGUACAUGACGGCUGUUCAGUCCCCGAUGCUUUGCUUAGCCAGCCUGUUAUCUACCAACUGCCGAAUCUUAGGUGAGAAUCAUAUCAUGGCGCUUGGCAAUGCAUGGUCGUCUGCGUCUGUUGCUGCAGAGCUGGGUCGCUGUCCUGCGCUCGGCCCUGCUGCUGCCUUAAAGUUACUGCCUGAACCUUGA
Messenger RNA from Penicillium waksmanii, 234 nucleotides. RefSeq lists its product as uncharacterized. The coding region runs from base 1 to 234 and encodes 77 amino acids. NCBI's taxonomy places the organism in Eukaryota, Fungi, Ascomycota, Eurotiomycetes, Eurotiales, Aspergillaceae. The record is from RefSeq and is a predicted model, not a curated record. The transcript has 2 exons.